GAUAGAAGGAGAGAACGGGGGGAUGAUGCGUCGGGUCGCGUCGUGUCCCGAUCAGAAGGCGCUCGAUAGGUAUCCGGAUCCCUCCAAGGAGGUGUGCGAGAUCAACGUGAAGAUCGCCGACCUGGGCAAUGCCUGCUGGGUGGACCAUCAUUUCACGGAAGACAUUCAAACGAGGCAGUAUCGGUGUUUGGAAGUCCUCCUGGGCGCCGGUUACGGCCCUCCGGCCGACAUCUGGAGCACGGCCUGCAUGGCGUUCGAGUUGGCCACCGGAGACUAUCUGUUCGAACCUCAUUCGGGAGAGUAUUAUUCGAGGGACGAGGACCACCUGGCGCACAUCAUCGAGCUCCUCGGCGACAUCCCGCGACACAUUGCCUUUUCUGGAAAGUAUUCUCGCGAGUUCUUCAAGAAGACGGGAGAGCUGCGCCACAUCACGCGGCUGAAGCCGUGGGGCCUCUACGACGUCCUGACGGAGAAGUACGAGUGGGACCCCAAGGAGGCGAGGGAGUUCGCGGAUUUCCUCCUCCCGAUGAUGGCGUUCGACCCGUCGGAGCGGGUCACGGCCGAGGAGUGCCUUCGGCAUCCGUGGCUCGUGGUUCCUUCGUCCGCGGGUUCCUUCGGGUCGGGUCGUGGCCGGGGGGACGGGGGCGAGGAUGGCAGUAAGGGUCAAGGGUCGAGCAACACGUCUUGAAGAUUACUGUGCGGGAGUCUUAGAAUCUUGACAAAUUUUUUGCCGGACACUUUUUUUUUUUUUAAACGGUUCGAGUGAUGGGAAGAAAGAAGAUACGACGCUGGGCAGAAUAGACAUGUGUGAGAUGUCUCUUUCUUUUCUCGUGUAUCUUUAUCGAUUCGUGUUACUAGAAGCGGUUGCACUCUCGGGGAGAGGUAUUUCCCUUCCCGUUUUGUGAUACUAUCGACCGGACUUGCCGACUCGCUCGCCCUCUCGACGAGGGAAAACUUUUAAGAAGACGCCAAAGAAGACACCAAGAGAAGAAGAACCCUUCCGUGAAGGCACGAUGAGCCGAGUCGUCGAGGGUCUCGGUCGCUCUUUCCGUUCGUCUUCUCUUCCCCCCUCCCCUGCCGUCUCGGAGGUGCGUCGUUACAUCGCGGGGCGUGACCGAGGGGUUCGUGAGGGUGAUGGGGGGCGUGCACCGCUAGAGUCCGUAUGUGAUAGGGAGACGAUGACAUCCGGAUGCAGGAAUCUCUCCUCAGACAGAUAUGAGAAUUCGUAUGCAACGAUCCCAUGGUCUUAAUGGCAUCCCUCUGGAUUGCUCCUCCUUUUUUCUAUCUUAUACAUCGUUUGCAGUCGAUCAGGGGGCAAAUAAAGGCUAAUUUUCUGCAGGAAA
Molecule: messenger RNA, 1343 nt
Organism: Darwinula stevensoni
Lineage: Eukaryota; Metazoa; Arthropoda; Ostracoda; Podocopida; Darwinulidae
Source: the annotation of a GenBank genome assembly